Messenger RNA from Nematostella vectensis (starlet sea anemone), 1410 nucleotides. Its product is annotated as pinopsin-like. Gene Ontology annotation, molecular function: G protein-coupled receptor activity. NCBI's taxonomy places the organism in Eukaryota, Metazoa, Cnidaria, Anthozoa, Actiniaria, Edwardsiidae. The transcript has 2 exons. The coding region runs from base 116 to 1258 and encodes 380 amino acids. The record is from RefSeq and is a predicted model, not a curated record. Gene Ontology annotation, cellular component: membrane. Gene Ontology annotation, biological process: G protein-coupled receptor signaling pathway.
UAACCUGCCCCUCAUAUUUAAUUGUUACCGAGUCAUGUGUUGAUUAAUUGACCAUAGCGGCCAGCUGCCUUCAUAAGGACCAGAGUGUUUUUGAUGAAAACAUUCAAUUGCCAAUAUGGUGGGACUGAGUGGUACCUCGUAUAACGCGUAUGCUGUUGGCAUUCUCUUGAUUUUACUUACUGGUGUUGGAACAAAUGGCUGCUUGCUGUUCUUUCUCUUUCGAAACAAACAAAGCCGGCAGCGCGUCUUGACGCCCUAUCUGGUAGGUAUUUCAGCAGCAAAUUCAACCAUGAUUGUGACGUGUCUCCCGAUAACGUUCACCAAUGCGAUGUCACAUCGAUGGUUGUUCAACGAUGUAGUUUGCCGAGUCGAGGGGUUUAUCGCGGGUACUGCGGCCAUCUCUAUGAUGCUCACUCUCGCAUGUAUAGUUUACAAGGUACAUAAAGGGAUGACACACAUUCUAGUGCGCAACCGAGCGUUGUACAAGAGAAGCCGGCGGCCGUGGGGGCUGAUAGCUGGUGUUUGGCUGGCGUCCGCGGUAACGAUGCUGCCACCUCUCACAGGCGUUACAAGCAUGACAUAUGAGGCCGGUCAGACAAACUGCGCGCCGAACUGGCGACCAGAGGAUACCAGAGACAUUAUCUACGCAGUCUCUUUAACAACCAUUGUGUUCAUUGUGCCUAUGAGCACAUGCAUAUUCUACCUUGUGCGGAUCCGUGUCACCUUGUCAAGGCUACAUGUCCACCAGAGCCGACCGAGGUCUCGGUUCGCCCUAGCCUACAAAGGCAUCACCAAGAUGGUGGGCGUGUCAGUGGCAAUGUAUGUGGUCACGUGGAUGCCUUACUGUGUUUGCGUCUUCGUGUCGUUGUGUGGAGGGGCUUCUCUGCUUCGCUCUCCCAGUGUGACUUUCAUCCCGCACUUGAUCGCUAAAUCCAGUUUUCUCUGGAUGCCGAUUAUUUACUUCUUGCUUUACAAUAGAGGUUUAAGAAUUUUUCGUCGACGUCAUCGCGUGCUUCCACACGUAAACCACGCGAAGCAAGCUACCAACUCAACAAACAGCGAAAAUCCAUUCAAGCACAAUUCACGGAAGUAUGCCUCGAAUCUGCGAUGGUUGGGCCAACAAGAAACCCCUACACCGCAAGCCCGCUGGAUUUAUCAAGAGGAGCUCUCAAAUAUAACAUUUAGUACAGCAAGUACCCGAGGGGGCAUGCGCAGAAAUGCGAUAUUUUUAGACCUGGAUAGCAAAGUGGUAAAAUGAUAGCGGGCUCACUCAGAGAGACGGAUGAAUAACAAAUGUAGCAACAAUAGAAAAUGAAGGGCAACCAAAGGGACAUCCCGUUUUUUUAGCUGAUUCUGUUCCCGUCACUGUAUCCAUGGUAUCUAGACUCUAUAAAGAUAACUAGAAAGUCA